GCUAUUGAUUUUUGCAGGUACAUAUUACUGAAAAAUUGAAUUUGGAGCGAAAUCAUUGAUCAGCCUCACAAUGAAAAUAAUUGAAUCCAAUGGUGGUGCUCUAACAAAUUUUGAAGUGCUCGAUCUUUUCCGAUCACGAGGGGCGGGGAAAGAUCCUACUCGUGUCAUUGCAUCCGUGUUGCCGUCUGAGUUCAAGGUGUUCGAUUAUUUAGAGAAAAGUGUUGCUCGUGACCAGACAAAGGAGAUUGUGCAUAAACUCGUUGACGAGUGCAAAACAUACAACCUUGCUAAGGCUGAAGUUCUUAACAUUGCCAACAUAAGGCCAUCAUCCUUACCCGAGGUUUUCCCGAUUAUAGAGAAAUUUGAAGAGCGAAUGGAAUCAAAAAUGGAAGAAUUUCUAGAGAUGGUUAUGGAGAUUUUGCCACCUCAUCCAUCGGAGAUGGAGUCUAAAGAAGAAGCUGACGAGGAAGAAGAGAAAGCUGUAGAAGGCGAAGAUGAAGCUAUGGAAGGCGUAGAGGAAGCUGUAGAAGACGAAGAGAAAGCUGUAGAAGACGAAGAGGGAACUAUGGAAUGAGAUAAGUUUUUUUUUUUUUUUUUUUUUUCCGGGAUAAUUCUAGUUUUCUCUACGAAGUACUAUGUAGUUUGUAGUUUAUAGUCUAUAAUGACAGCUAAUUUGCAAAUUAUUGUUUUGAUGCACUUAGGAGAAUUCAUCAUUUCAAUAGUUUUAUAACAAUGCAAUUCGAGUG
Erythranthe guttata (spotted monkey flower) is the source of this 746-nucleotide messenger RNA. The record is from RefSeq and is a predicted model, not a curated record. NCBI's taxonomy places the organism in Eukaryota, Viridiplantae, Streptophyta, Magnoliopsida, Lamiales, Phrymaceae.